Molecule: messenger RNA, 918 nt
Organism: Laetiporus sulphureus 93-53
Lineage: Eukaryota; Fungi; Basidiomycota; Agaricomycetes; Polyporales; Laetiporaceae
Product: carbohydrate esterase family 1 protein
Exons: 4
Coding region: 1-918 (305 amino acids)
Cellular component (GO): extracellular region
Molecular function (GO): hydrolase activity
Source: RefSeq, a predicted model, not a curated record
AUGCUUUCGCUCAAGGCAACCCUGAGCUUCGUGGCUCUGCUGCCCUUCGCCCUACUUGUUGCCGGCCAGACCAACCUCAGUGACAUCCCCGCGUCGACGCUCUACCAGAUCACCGACUUUGGUACGAACCCCAACAAUGUGGCCAUGUACGUCUACAAGCCUGCCCAAGUCGCAGCGAACCCGCCUUUGCUCGUCGCCAUGCACUACUGCACGGGCACGGCGGAGGCAUACUACUCUGGUUCUAAGUUCGCCGAGCUCUCUGAGACGUACGGCUACCUCGUCCUCUACCCAUCUUCCCCCCACUCCGGCACCUGCUGGGACGUCUCCUCCAACGAGACGCUCGCCCACAACGGCGGGAGCGACUCGCUCGGGAUCGCCUCCGCCGCGCUGUUCGCCAUCGAGUACUGGGGCGUCGACGCGAGCCGCGUCUUCGCCGUCGGCACGUCCUCGGGCGCGAUGAUGACGAGCGUGCUCGCGGGUGCAUACCCGGACAUCUUCAGCGCGGGCGUCGUUGACUCUGGCGUCGCGGACGCGUGCUUCUGGCUCCCCGACGAGCCCGAGGACAGCUGGAACGCGCAGUGCGCCGAGGGCGAGCUGAUUCUCACCGGUGAGGAAUGGGCGCAGCGCGUAUACAACGCGUACCCCGGCUACACGGGUGCGCGGCCGAAGAUGCAGGUCUGGCAUGGAACCGCCGACACGACCGUCUACCCGCAGAACUUCUACGAGUCCAUCAAGCAGUGGACGACCGUCUUUGGGUACCCGACCACGCCGAUCUCGAACGUCUCCGAGUCGUACCUCCCGAGCGGAUACUCCAACUCGACUUAUGGACCUAUGUUCCAGGCAAUCCUCGCGCAGGGCGUCGGCCACACCGUCCCCUUGUUCGAACAGCAGUAUCUCGAGUUCAUGGGGAUUGCGUGA